Molecule: messenger RNA, 645 nt
Organism: Torulaspora globosa
Lineage: Eukaryota; Fungi; Ascomycota; Saccharomycetes; Saccharomycetales; Saccharomycetaceae
Gene: ERP5
Product: Erp5p
Exons: 1
Coding region: 1-645 (214 amino acids)
Biological process (GO): intracellular protein transport; Golgi organization; endoplasmic reticulum to Golgi vesicle-mediated transport
Cellular component (GO): Golgi apparatus; COPII-coated ER to Golgi transport vesicle; endoplasmic reticulum
Source: RefSeq, a predicted model, not a curated record
AUGAUGUUUGGCAAGCUAUUGCACUUUCUCGCUUGGCAACUAAUGCUUACAUCGACCACAGUCAGAGGGCUGCAUCUCUAUCUGAAAUCGGGGGAAACCAAAUGCUUCUAUGAGAACUUGGCAAAGCGAAAUCUACUGAUCGGCGAUAUAGAUGGGUACAUUGAGAAGGAUGGCAUAUUCGUGGAUGAUCCUGAUUUAAAGAUUGGCAUUUCAUUGUAUGAAACUUUUGAUGAUGAUCAUAGAGUGCUGAAUCAACAAAACUCUCAUAGUGGGGAUUUCACAUUUACUGCCCUUGAGACGGGAGAGCACAAGAUUUGUAUCCAGCCCAUGUAUCCGGUGAGGAAUGCUAAAAUAAGAAUCUUUAUAGAGCUCGAUAUUGGUUCUGUCCAGGCACUUGACAGCAGAAUGAGAGAUGACACAACGAGUUUACAGAGCAGAGUGUCGCAACUGAUUCAGAGGUUGGAAACCAUCCGUACAGAACAGAAAGCAGUGAGGCAGAAAGAAGCUCACUUCAGAGAUGAAAGCGAAGCCGUUAACAGCAAGAUUCUAUUCUGGUCCGUUUUGCAGAUUGCUGGGUUAAUCCUCGUAUGUGUCUUCCAGCUGCGAUACUUGAAGAAUUUCUUCGUGAAGCAGAAGGUUGUCUGA